Molecule: messenger RNA, 2802 nt
Organism: Ostrinia nubilalis (European corn borer)
Lineage: Eukaryota; Metazoa; Arthropoda; Insecta; Lepidoptera; Crambidae
Exons: 6
Coding region: 144-1988 (614 amino acids)
Source: RefSeq, a predicted model, not a curated record
GUUGAGUGUUUACAAAAUGUUGUUUGUCUUGCUUGUGAGUACUUUUAGAUUUACUGUGACGAAACUUUAAACUGCGUUUUAUCUUUUUUCUUUGAUAGUAGAAAGAGCUUUUCAAGUAACAAGGUCAAGGAAACCCUGUUACAAUGAGCAGUCCUAGGAAGAAAAAAAUUAAACUACUGGACUCGCCAAAUGCGAACAAACACAAACGAGAUUGUGAAAAUACGGAAGAAUCUUUAUUUUCUAAACGGCAGAAGGUUGAAAAAGUUCCCGGGGAAGACCUACAAGCAAAGAAAAGAAGAAACUUCAUAACAGCAUGUGAAUUAGUGUCUUACAAAUCUUACUAUGACCACAACUUGCGAUUCCAAUUGAUACAUGUGCCCCCUUGUGCAAACAUUACCACAUGCAAACAUCAUGAUCACAAAAAUUCCAGCAGUAGCAAGGCUAUGCCAUCGUAUGCUGAGGAGUCUUUCAGAAUAGAGAUGAAAACUAACAUGUGGCGUGAAGCACUGGAAGUCUGCCGACUGUGUAUUACACCAGAUCAAUAUUUAUCAGCGAAUAUUCUAAAAGAUAUUGUAGAAAUUAUGCUGAAUGCCCACAAUGAUGAACACACUGAUUACACAAUUGAAUACUUAUUGGAUAAGUGUCAACAAGUAUUUGAAUUGAACUUCAGCUAUCAUCCACCGUGCCUUGUCAAGAGCCUCAGAAAAUGCUAUAAUGAUUUUUUGACUUCACCAAUGGACUUGAAAGAUAAAUCUUUUACAAAUCGGACUGAGUUCGGCUGUAGCAAAGGGAUAUUUAAAUACUGUCUGAAUAGAUUAGAACAUGAGUUAAGCAUGGACAGCAAAGAUGAACCGCUUGUCGAUAAAUGUGAAAAUAUACCGGAAGAUAUGAAGCAGAGUGUCAAGGGAUUGCACUGGCAGAAAGAGAAAUUCGAAAUAUAUGAGCUGCUGCAUCGAACAGAAAGGAUAAAAAGACUCAUUGCAGUUUUGGAUACUAUUAUAGAACUGUUACAAUAUGAUUUAACCAUUUGGCAUACAAGGUAUACUAACAACUUAGGUAGUCACAUUAUGCGUUCUCACAAGCCUCUGAUGGCCUAUUUGCUAUGGUCAAACAAUGUCCUGUUUACUGGAGCUGUGAACAACAACUGCAGACAAAUAAUGAGGCUGUUUGUUUAUAUGAUACACCUGCAGUACCCAGAAGAACACAUAAAAGUAAUAACUAUAUGGCUAAAUACUAUGGUUCAGACAUUUUAUAUUUGUGAAAAUAAUUCAAAUAGUGACUACCCUAAUACUGGAAAAUAUUGCACAGCUUUUGCAAAUGAAUUUUAUAAAAUUAUUGCAGAAAUGCCUCAUGAAUCUGUGAUCAGGAUAUUAGAGAGAAUAAAACCAAAUUACAUGAAGUAUCUCAUAGGGACACUACAUAUCAAGAGGAUCCUACCAACCCAAGAAGACGAUCCACUAAAGAUAUUCACAGAUUUUGUGAAAAAUCUUCAGUGGAAGAAAUAUCCUGAAAGCACUAGUCAAAUUAAUAUUCCAAGGACCACAAAUUUUAAAAAUACUAAUCUAAUGAAGCACUUACUAAGGAGAUGUAACAAAUUAAAUUCAAAAGGAAACAUUGUUGAUGAAGAGACUGAGACAUACAAAAGAUUUGAUCCACUUUCCUUGCCUAAAGAUCAUAAAAUAUCAUUAAAUCAUGUUAUUCACACACUGUAUAUAACUUUGGAAGCAUAUCUAGAGGCAUAUAGUGUUCAGAAAGUUCAAGAAACGUUGGGUGAAUUAAACUUGAACUUGGAAAGUAAUGAGAACUCAAUUGAACAAAAAAUCUUACCAGAUUUUUGUUCAUACAGUGUGACAGAACAUUUUAUCAAAAAAUAUCGAUCUAUAUACCAGUCAUUAAGAGAACUUGUGCUGAUAUUGAAUGAAAUGAAAGUUAGUGGAAGUCUCCCUAGCAUAUUUAAAGUAUUUGAAAAUAUUGAUUUGUUAGGAUGAAAUACGUGCAAUAAGCAUGUAUCUACAGCUACCACCAGCCAGAUUUAAAAUGUAACUGUGUAACCAACCAGUAACCUUUGUUUGGUAGAGAAUAGUGUCACUUUAUCAGAAACUGGUCAAAGUGACCUUUUAAAUAGUAUUGUAGUAUAUAAUAAACUUGAAAGAAUAUAUUUUACUACUAACUUAAUAUUCUCAAAUAUAUGAUGAAGACUUGAUUAAACUCUAAAUUAUGUUUAUUGAAAUAUUAUGUGAAUUGCAAGUACUCUUUUGUUGGACCCUUCAUAAUAAUAAUUUGUAGAAAGAUGAACAAUGAGAUUGAUUCAUCUUAAUUAUAGCUUUUAUUAUUAUCACAAAAAACUUUUGCUUGACUCAGUGCCAUAGUAUUUUAAGUGAGAAGAGAUGUUGCUAAUAGUAUUGUUCUUUUAAUUUUGUGUUACUUUGUGCCUGGACACCUCUUGUAACAACCUAAUUUGUCUUUGAUUUCUUGUAGGCACUUUAGCUGGCUAUACUCAAUAAAUUGUAACUUAUUAUUGGUGGUCUCCCCUUAGGUCCAAAUCUUUGGGUCUCCCACUUUUGUACAGAUGUUGGUUCUGUUUGGCCAAGAGAUGGCGCUUCUUUCAAUAUAUCUUUUCAUUACAAAUAGGUGUAAUACUACAUAGACUACUAACUACUUACAAAUAGAGGUCUAUGUAGAAAUACAUUUAAUAUACAUUAAGUUCAAUAUAUUGUUAUUCUUGAAGUCUGAUUAAAAUGUUACCUGAUAUUGUAUAAUAAAUUAUGCUGGCAAAUAAAACAUCAACAUGUCUGUUCUAAA